Panthera uncia (snow leopard) is the source of this 1479-nucleotide messenger RNA. RefSeq names its product transmembrane protein 100 (gene TMEM100). The record is from RefSeq and is a predicted model, not a curated record. The transcript is spliced from 3 exons. The coding region runs from base 282 to 686 and encodes 134 amino acids. Gene Ontology annotation, biological process: cellular response to BMP stimulus. NCBI's taxonomy places the organism in Eukaryota, Metazoa, Chordata, Mammalia, Carnivora, Felidae.
UUUGCAUCCCCCUCUCUGGGUUGCUGUUGGCUGGAGCAGGCAGCUGUCUCAGUCCGAUUCUGGCUGGGAAAGUGGAGAUUCCUGUCCUGUCAUUUUACUGACAGACAAGCCACUACAGGCUCUUUCCCAGAAGUUGACCGAAGAAACUCAAGCACUGCUGUUUCUUCCCUCCCAAGUCCGGUGUGCCGCCUGGUAAUGGAUUGCUUUUCUCUGAGCUUCCACCCUGGAGAGACCCCCCAGGUCUAGUCUGUGAACCCAGCUAGGAAACGCCGCUAGUAAAAAUGACUGAAGAGCCCAUAAAGGAGAUCCUGGGAACCCCAAAGUCUUCCAAGCCAGUGACAAUGGAGAAGAGCCCCAACAGGGAAGUGGUGGUCACCACGGUCCCCUUGGUCAGUGAGAUUCAGUUGACGGCUGCUACAGGGGGUGCCGAGCUCUCCUGUUACCGCUGCAUCAUCCCGUUUGCCGUGGUGGUCCUCAUCGCUGGCAUAGUGGUCACGGCUGUGGCUUACAGCUUCAAUUCCCAUGGCUCCAUCAUCUCUAUCUUGGGUCUGGUCCUUCUGUCAUCUGGACUUUUUUUGUUAGCCUCCAGUGCCUUAUGCUGGAAGGUGAGGCAGAGGAGCAAGAAAGCCAAGAGACGGGAGAGUCAGACGGCUCUUGUGGCAAAUCAGAGAAGCUUAUUUGCUUAGGACCAAAUGGGACCAAAUGGGAUACAUGGCCUGAAAGCCUUCCUUUCACUGUGUCAUCCAAUUCACCCAGAACUAGUAUGGGAGAGAAUGAACAGAGCGUUGGAGCAGACCAGAGGAAUGGGGGUGAAUUGAGGCUGGGAGGGUAGAGGGGGUUCUGUUUUGUGAGGAACCUACUUGUGUUUUCAUUAAUGACAAACUUAACUCUAAGGGCUAUUUCUAAGACUGAAAACUCAGCUUUUUUCUCUACAUUAAACAUUUGAGGGUCAUGGGAGGUGCACGGCAUUAGACAACACUCAUUUCACCUUGGAAAGGAGCCAAGGAAAGAUGAGAAAAUAAUCAGACAGUUCUGGCACACCAGCGACCUGCCUCAAACACACACACACACACACACACACACACACACACACACACUUUUGAGGAGUUGUAUCAUAAAAAUGUACUGCCGAGAGUCUAAAUCCCCUCAGACUUUGCAUACUUCUAUGAAAUUCUGUGAUAAUUUUUUUAAAUAAGUUCUCUGGCAUCUAUUUUUUUGCUUUUAAUAACGCAUCACUGGUGGUACUUUUUCUUGAAGAAUAAACUAAUAUUUUUUAUGUUUUAACAUUGGACAGUUUUAGAUGAUUAAUGAUGUGUCAGAAAUUAAACAAAAAGGUAAAAGGCAUAGCUACUAGAUGACAUGGGGGGUUAAAUUAAUAUUAAAAUAAUCCAACCUAGCACUUUUGAUGAUUUUUAUAUAAAGUUUAAUGUACAUUUCAUUCAAAAUAAUAAAUACUUAUUGCUGCUGAAACUUCUUAAA